This is a messenger RNA of Verticillium alfalfae VaMs.102, 429 nucleotides long. RefSeq lists its product with no specific name. NCBI's taxonomy places the organism in Eukaryota, Fungi, Ascomycota, Sordariomycetes, Glomerellales, Plectosphaerellaceae. The transcript is spliced from 3 exons. Bases 1 to 429 code for a protein of 142 amino acids. The record is from RefSeq and is a predicted model, not a curated record.
AUGGACGGAGCAACGAACAACGUCCUCCGCCAGAGGAGGAGUAGAAGGAACACUCCUAAGUUUGUUGGACGACCUCGACACAACCUGGCACGCCGCCAGGUACCGCCUCCUCAACCAGUUCCUACGGUACCGGGCUCCGAAUCGAACAGCGACGUUACCGUACCCAGCGUCCCCGGCGCUCCCGACUCUGACUCGGACUCUGGAAACGAGGCUACUCAGCCGCUGCCUCCUGGAGUCGUGCCCCCUCCCGGUGCUGUGCCCCCCGGUGUUGCCCCUCCUCCUGUUGCUCAGGUGGACAGUUCCGACGAUGGUGCCGAUUCGGGAAACGAACAACUUCAGCCAGCACCUUUGCCGCCCCCAGGAUUCCCAACAAACGGCGCUGCUCCACAACUCGGACGGCAACCUGUUGGCCGCUACCUGGAAGCAUGA